CAUACAUAUAAAAUAUAGAGAGAUUUCUGUAGAAUAAAUAUAUGUUGGAAUAUUCCUUUAGUGAAAAGAUAAAAGUGAAAAUGAGUACACAAGGAAUGACUGUGACUAUAAGCUAUAUCAUGUUCACCAUCAGAUUAAAGCUACUCGUUUAUAGAUGGAGUUAAUACUUUAAGUAUACUCAUUUUUUCGUAGCAUAGAGACACGAGAAAACCGGGAUCGAACAAUCAUUUUAUAAAUGUCAAAUAUUGGAUUAUGUUCUUAAUUUUGCAAUAUAGAUUUGUACCGUGCUGGGAUAGGUCAGUGUUAUACAUCACUGUAUACAUAUAAACACACAAGUUGAAAGGACUUUGAAAUAUUAUUAUUUUACUUUUAAAAAACAGGAUUUUGAACAAGUCUCUUAGAAAUGUUUAUUGGAGAAGGGUAGAAGGAUGGAUGCUAUUUGUUGUACCAUGGGGUCGAAGAAAAACCUGUGUAACAACGCUAUAUCAUUGUAUAUUGUUUAUAUAAUAUGUAUACCAUUCUUGGUUACUUCCUUCCUGUGGGACCAAACAGAGAAAAGUGAUAUUUCAACGGAAACGCAUAACAUGUAUGAAAACUAUGAAAACAUAACUUAUGACGCUGUAACGACGAAAUCUAACGAAUUUAUAGAACUACAGUCAGGGAAGCUACCAGGGUGGCAAAAUAGAAGUCGCUUGAACUUUUCAGAGAUGUCGGACUCGAAAUUCACGCCAUUCCGCCAGGUCAUGACGCAGCUGGAAUAUGAAAUUUUGAUGGGUUUAUUGAGAAAAUUAAAGCAACUCUGUGAUGAAAAUGGUUUAACAUAUAUGUUAUGUGGCGGAUCAGUGCUUGGAACCUACCGACACGCCGGAUUUGUCCCCUGGGAUGAUGACGUCGAUGUAUGGUUGGACUUGAGGCAGAUGGAAAAGGCAAGAACUAUUCUAAACAACACUGCAGGCAUAAUGUUGCACCAGUCAGCAUACACGAAAAAUUUAUGGAAAAUGUCAAACGGGUCGAAGAAACUAAAUAAAACACGGGAAAACCAAGAUCCAAGAUUUCCUUACAUAGAUGUAUACUUUUUUACUGGCAAUGCAACACAUAUAUAUGAUUCGGAAGACAGUCUAAAAGAAAAAACUACUCUUUUAAUUGAUGAUGUUUUCCCAGUAAGAAAAGUAUUAUAUGAGGACGAAGAGUUUUGUGUACCUAACAAAAUGUUGAAAAUGAUAGAAAGGAUGUACGGCAGGUCUGAUAUAUGUACCUCACAGGAUUUUACACAUUUAUUUUAUAUAGAAAUUAAAAAUGUAGUAUCCGUCCCAUGUGAACAUCUAUAUUAUUAUUACCCGUUUGUCACAAGAUCUUACUACAACAGUACGCUAAUAGAAACAUUGGGUUUCUUAAAUAAAACAAUUAGGAAAACGAUUUCAAAUGUUAUAACUGAAAAUGAGCAAACAAACAAAUCUAUGUUACCACAUAGAAGCUUAGAUACAUGACCAUAUAAUAUGCGAAUAUAAAAUAAAAUAACAAUUUGGUGUAACACGACGUGAAAUAGAACUUUAAUUGGUAAUACCGCUUAGUACGGCACGAUAUAAAGUCGGCGUUCUCGACUGAAAAAACAUAUCUUUACAGCCAAACAUAAAGGUAGAAGCAACGCUUUUCAAGACUAAAUGAAAUUGAUAAGAAUACUGGCAUAGAUGAAAAAACGUAUUAAUAACAUAUAAGUAUCUAGAAAUCAAGAACUCAGACACAUUAGAUGUUUUCAAAAAGAAAUUGAAAACUCAUUAGUUUGGAAAUUACUUUGCACUCUUUUAGAGACUGUGACUAUUAUUUUUAAGAUAUUGUGGUAACAUGAACUGGAUGAUUUUUAUUGUGUAAAGUCAUUCGAAUAUGAACAAUUUUAUCACAAAACAAGUAUACAGUUGUUUGUAAUAACUUAUGGACAUGUCACAAUAACUCAUUUCUACUUACUUACUUACUAACAAAACAGCUGUCUUACAGUAUCUUAAUAUUCUAAUAUUUUAUUAAUCUUAUCUGAUGCCUGAUCUUUUGUUUAAUACUUACUAAAUAAUUUAUUCACAGUGAUAUUUAUGCUCAUUUAUUUCAUACAUCUUUAAAAUGUCUUAACUUUUAGACGUAAUUUUUUUAUGUGUUUGUAAAACGCCACUGAACAUGUUUUACGUAAAAAUAGGCGUAUCAAAUGAAACAGAUUCAGUUUUUUCAGUUUUAUAAGUUGUUUGAUCUGAUUUGACAUUGUGCCCAUCUGAGAGAAACAUAUUUAAAUGCAAUACUGAACUGUUGAUGUAAAGCAUUAACAUUUUAAUCUGCAAUUUUGAACAGAUACAUUUAAUAUGCAAUUCUAAACAUUUACAUUUUAAUCUGCAAUUCUAAACAUUUACAUUUUAAUCUGCAAUUCUAAACAUUUACAUUUUAAUCUGCAAUGCUAUACAGUUACGUUUAAUUCUGCAAUGUUGAACAGUGACAUUAAUUUUAAUAUAAAAGAAAAAAAAAGUUACAAAGUUUCAAUGUUGAACAGUAACAUUUGAACCUGCAAUUGAACGGUAACAUUACAAUCUACAACAGUAACAUUGCAAUCUACAACAGUAAUAUUACAAUCUACAACAGUAACAUUACAAUCUACAACAGUAACAUUGCAAUCUGCAAUAUUCAACAGUUACGUUUUACUCUGCAAUACUGAAAGUAACAUAAUUUUGUGCUGUAUUAACAAUACCAUUUUAAUCUGCAAAUGCAAUACUGAUUAGCAAAAUUUUAAUCUACAGAUGAAAGCUUCAUGCUAACAUUUUAAUCUGCAAAUGUAAUACUGAACAUCUGUAUUUUAUAUACAGUAUGGAAUAGUGACAGUUUAAUCAGAAAUAUUUCAAUUUGCAAUGCUGAACAGUAACAUUAGUAACAAUUUCACACACAGAAACAGAGGUCUAGGUUUUGUAUACAACGCCAGUCAGCUGAAGAUCAUAUAUAGCAUGCCAAACUCGCGACAUAAUAUUGAAUUGUAUUUUAGGCCUAAAAAAAUUCUUUGUUUCCGGUAACAUGCUAAAAAAAAUUAGGGUAGGUAGGUCGGAAUUUUUUUUUUUUUUUUGGAUUUUUUUUUAUUAAGGGAGACUUUUCGGAAAUUAUUUUGUGUCAAAAAAUGAAUGUAAAUAAGGGGGUAAUGCUUUCAGUGCAUCAGUAAGUUGAUUUCUAACAUCACUUAACAUGUUUAAAGCAUAAAAAGUGCAGUUUUGCAACUUUUUGUUUAAAUGUUGAAAAAAAAAUAUUCUCCAAGGCCAUAAAAACAUUUUUACGUCUUACAGAUAAAAACUUGCAUGAUGUUGACGUAAAUAUGCGUUUUUGAUAUGCUUGGAAGACACUUUGACUGAGAUCUUAAUCCAAUGUCUUAGGUCAAUAUUGCUUUUAGGCAGAGCAUCAAAAGUACAUAUUGACCGAAAGUUAAGUCUACAUUAGUAAUAUCAUGUAUUCACAAGGAACUGUUGGGGUUUUCUUGCGUGUAAAUGUUCAUUGUUUUUUUUUUCUAUUUCUUGGUCAGACACAAACUCGUAAAAUUUUCUAUUUGUCAGAUCGAAUCAUUUUUGUAGUCCUGUACGUAAAAUGUUCUUGGCAAACCAAAACAGUGUAUUAUAAUGUUUUGUUUUGUUUUACGGACUGGUAUAUAUAGGAUAUCAAAGUUUAAAUUAUUUAGUCUGGAUGUUACACAGGGAGUGUUAUAUUCCUAAUGUUUAAAACAGUUUUAUUUAUAGUUCACCAGUAUUUGUUAAACGUAUAGCCGUAGUUUAUUCAAUUUCAGUUUUUCUACUGUAGCACUAAGCACCAGGUGUUAAUGAUUUUAGAUACAUUUAUGUCACAUUUCUUGUAUAUGGCGGGUAAAAACUGCUGUA
This is a messenger RNA of Mercenaria mercenaria, 3884 nucleotides long. RefSeq lists its product as uncharacterized. The transcript has a single exon. The record is from RefSeq and is a predicted model, not a curated record. NCBI's taxonomy places the organism in Eukaryota, Metazoa, Mollusca, Bivalvia, Venerida, Veneridae. Bases 429 to 1487 code for a protein of 352 amino acids.